Messenger RNA from Amphibalanus amphitrite, 1857 nucleotides. RefSeq names its product ubiquitin-conjugating enzyme E2Q-like protein 1. The record is from RefSeq and is a predicted model, not a curated record. The transcript is spliced from 2 exons. The coding region runs from base 22 to 927 and encodes 301 amino acids. NCBI's taxonomy places the organism in Eukaryota, Metazoa, Arthropoda, Thecostraca, Balanomorpha, Balanidae.
GGCCACUUUUCAGAAAACAACAUGGCGGGCUCAUUUAAGAAGUACAUUUUGAAUAAAUUGGGUCUGCUGCGAUCGCUCUCUACAGACCAGCGUAACGGCGGUCCCAGCGUACAGCGCAACAACGCCUCCAACAAUGCAUCCGCCCACAAUGCCGUCCAGGACCCGCCGCCGCCGUCGCAGCAGCCCGCCGAGGCCAGUCCCGACCAAUCGGAGCGCUCGGAGCGCCGCGACGCCCCGCCCCGCGCCGCCGAGCGCCCUCUGUCGCCGGCCCGGCGCACUGCAGCCCUCCGGUCGCCACGCCAGGCGCCGCGCCGCCUCUUCCAGCGUCCGGCGGCCCUCGACCACAGCCGCGUCAGCCCGGCGCCCUGGAGGCCCGCGUCGUCGCCGGGCCGCGACCUGGCGCACCUGAAGGCCGUGCGCAGCCGCCGGCUGAUGAAGGAGUACCGCGAGAUCACGCGCAGCGUGGCGCGCCAGCAGGAGCCGGCCUUUACCGUGGAGCUGGUCAACGACUGCCUCUACGAGUGGAACAUCCACCUGUUCAACAUCGACCGCACCAGCGACCUGUGGCGGGACAUGCGCGAGCUGCGCAUCCGCGGCAUCCAGCUGAACAUGGUGUUCCCGGAGAACUUUCCGUUCUCGCCGCCGUUCCUGCGGCUGCUCUCGCCGCGGAUCGAGCGCGGCUUCGUGAUGGAGGGCGGCGCCAUCUGCAUGGAGCUGCUGACGCCGCGCGGCUGGGCCUCCGCCUACACCAUCGAGGCCAUCAUCAUGCAGCUGGCGGCCAGCCUCGUCAAGGGACAGGGCCGCGUCGACCGACGGGGCAAGAAGCCGAAACAGUUCAGCAGACGCUCGGCAGAGAGCUCCUUCAAGAGCAUCGUCAAGACGCACGAAAAGUACGGCUGGGUGACGCCGCCGCUGACCGACGGCUGAGGGGGGUGGCCGCGCCCACAGCCCGCCGCGCCCCGCCUCCUGCUCGUGCACGUGGCCCGCGAGCUCAACGGGGCCACCGUGUUCAACGGGAGCACGCGCCGCUGGCAACUGAAACCACACCGCUGUCUAUUCAGAGCUUAGGGGAGGGCUAGAUCAUAUACUAUUGGAUAGUUAUUUAGCUGAAGAAUGGGUAAUUGCAUGUGACCAGAUGGAGCCGAAAAAAAACUCUCGCCGCUGCUAGCGGAAGAAAAAUCGCAAGAACCAGUGCUAGGACGUCUUAGAAACAUGGACCUUGUCUGGCGUUAGUAUGGGUCUGGGACUGAUCUGGAAGUGUCUAGAUGUUCCGUGGACUGGGCCUGAACUGCAGGCCAAGGAAUAGGUCUGGAGCGGGUCUGGGCUGCGUUGAGGCCGGUGCUUGGGCUCUCUGGUCUUCACUGGGUCGGGGGUGGGGUGCGGGGGUCUGUUUUGAAGUGGGUCGGGGUCUGAGUUUGGCCCUGGACUCUGGUCUGUAUCGGCUCGGACCCGGAAGUGUCAGCGAUGAGCUGUAUGUCCGCGCUCCGGCGAGUCAGCGGGGCAAAACAGAGUCAGUUCUCCGCAGCUGUUCGGCCAGUCGCCCCGCGGUCCGUCGGGGGAGGGGAAGGAUGGGGGCGGGGGCGUCGGGCCUUUGUUUGGCCGCGGCGCGGAUGCUUCCAAUCACUGGCGGCCGGCGGUGCAGUGCCGGGGUGACUCAGUUCGCGCCGGGUCAAGGGUCAGCGCGACUGCGCGCCGCCGCCACUGCCGGGCCGCUGCUCGUGACCAGAAGGGACAAAGCGCUGCCCGCGGGCGUGCAGCAGCACCGACAUACAACACCGGCAAAAACCGCGGCCCGAUUACCGCGGACCGCGGCGCCCUGCGCCCGGAGAUCGGCCGCACUUUACGUGGGCGCCAGGG